GUGUUCCAAGUUUGAAGAAAAAGAUCAUCUCUGAGUCGUUAGAACGUAGUUGGCUUGACUGUGGUAGCAGUUGCUUAGCACAGCGAUUUUGUGUCGGGUAUAAUUACAACAAAAACUCAAGGGAAAAUGACGUCAACUGUCAGUUGACUCACACUGCUGAUCAUUGGUUUGACAAAAUAACCACCGAAGAUAGUGACUGGACGUUUUACGAGGCCGCUGCAGGAAGAAUGGUAAGAAUAUCGUAUUUAGCAUAAUUAUAUUUAUAUGCUAAUUUUGUUUUAAAUAUAUUGAUAACCAGGGACCGGUGUAUAUAUAAAGAAUUUAAAGUUAACUAUAAUUAGUGCAAAGUAAACCAGUCAAACUCGUGUAUUGUAGAGUUAACUACUAUUUAAUUUUAACUACAAAAUUGUGGUUAAAAGUAGUUAGCAUACAACCGACCCUAGCUAACAAACCAAUAUCAGGGGGAGAUGGUGGGUAUCGUGACAAGACACCACUGGAUGGCGAUGGACAUGCGCACAUUUCCCAAAAAUGGCGACUGUAUAAAAUUACUAGAAACCAUAUUGGAGUUUAUAAAAACCUUAAAUUUUUACCUAUUUUGUUUAAAUAUUGCACGGUUGCGGGCUUCCAUCAUAGCAGCGACACCAACAAGCAUUAUUUAUAAACCAUCAUCGCUAGCAUUUCUACACGUCAAGGUGGUUUCCGUGACCGAUGCGUUUUCAGUGGUAUUUCAAUGUAGGCCUAUUAUACAAUGUAAUCUAUAGUAAUCUUGUCAUACAUGCAUGAGAUAAAACACCUACGAGUAAGCCGACAUCCUUUCAGCAGAUGCAAACUGCGGACUUUACGCUGUAUUUGGCUAUGUUGAAACUGUAGAGAAUAUAGAGACCGACGUUGUAAAGACUGACGUUAGCAAAUAUAGGUGGCGUUGACGAGCGUUGAUCGAUAGUUUUAAAUCCGAACACUACAGGAAAGUUGUAAGACUGUUAAUAUUAAUAUAUCUUCAGAAAUAAACUAUUACAUUGGUGGCAGCGGCAAACAAAAUAUAAAGAAUGUCUAGCGCUGAAUUACUUCAAGAAAUUGAGCGAGAGACUUACCAAGCGUGUUGAGGAACUGGAGAAGACAGAAAACGAUGCGACGCCAUCGUCGAGUUUAAACCUGCCCGUGGUUCAAGUAAAUAAUCAGAAAGCAAAGCCAGAUAACUACUCGGACGGCCCGUGGAACGAGUGGAUUAGUCACUUCAAGCUGUGUGCUCAGAUAAACAACUGGGACGACACACAGUGUUGCCAACAGCUAGCUGUUUCUCUUCGCGGUACAGCUCAGCGAAUCUACUUGACGCUUCAAGAUAACGAGAAGACGUGUUUUGACGACCUAGUGAACGCACUACAGUCUAGAAUUCAGCCAGACCAACAAAGGAAAAUCCACAAGCUGACCUUCAAUGCGAGGAAACGAAAACACGGGGAGAACAUUGUAGAUUUAGCAACUGAUCUGCGACAACUCGCUGCACUGGCGUACCAAAACAAGGAUAAGUCGCUUGUCGAGGAGGAACUCGUUGAACAAUUUAUCCGUGCCCUCGACAGUAAGGAACUACGUAUCGGAGUGAGUCAAAGUGACCCAAAAUCUCUCGAUGAAGCUGUAAAACUAGCGUUACGUCUGGAAAGUAUUCAUUUGGCUGAAAUGAAAAACAACAACACCGCGAAAAUCAACAUGGCGGGAGACGAGCGAGAUACCGCUGGCUUCGACAUGGCGGGCGCGAGAGAUAAACGAGAUACCGCAGGCCUCAACAUGACGGGCGCGAAAGAGGAAGAUCAAUCAACACCACGAUGGGCGAAAAAGUACUUUGAUCAACAAGCGGAACUGAUGGAUAAAAUGAGUAAAUUUCUUGUGAACAAACCAAAUACGGCCUCAUACCCAAGACGUCAAAGGGGAAAUAGCCAGUGCUACCGUUGUGGAAAAUAUGGUCACUUCGCACGAGAAUGUCAAUCGCAGAAUCAGGGAAACGCCUACAGGGCGGGCGCUUUAUAGAGCCUCCGCCCGCGCCGAAACGUGUUGAAACCGCUGAGUUUAGGAAUAAAGGCAAAGCUAGUGCAACAGACGACGCCACAAUAUUUGUGAACUGUCGAGUUAACGGGUACUAUGUUAAAGCUUUGGUGGACACUGGCGCAGCCGUGACUAUCAUGCACGAGGAUUUACUGGCGCGAGUACGUAAUAAAGGAACAGAAGUGAGACGCGCGACAAAAACAAUCGUGGGUGCGAACAAUACGCCUUUAAAUAUAAUUGGAAUUGCCGAGAUAGACAUUUCAGUAUGCGGGAAUUCAGUAACUCAUGACGUUUUAAUUUGUAACGAUUUAGCACAAGCAAUGCUAAUUGGAGUAGACUUCUUAAAACCUCAUAAGUGCAUAAUAGAUUUCGAGAAGAAUACAUUACGAAUAAAAAGAGAAGAAGAAACAUUGUCUUAUUCAAACGAGCGUAAAGUAUGCCGGGUUGCAAUUGCCCAGUCUGUCGUUUUGCCAGGAAAUUCAAUGAUAACUAUUGCAUGUAAAGUGGAGAAUGGAACGAUUCAGAACAAUAAAAGUGGAGUUCUUGAGCCCAUG
Messenger RNA from Paramuricea clavata, 2588 nucleotides. NCBI's taxonomy places the organism in Eukaryota, Metazoa, Cnidaria, Anthozoa, Malacalcyonacea, Plexauridae. The record is from the annotation of a GenBank genome assembly.